Messenger RNA from Maniola jurtina (meadow brown), 1584 nucleotides. RefSeq names its product carnosine N-methyltransferase. Bases 185 to 1540 code for a protein of 451 amino acids. Lineage: Eukaryota; Metazoa; Arthropoda; Insecta; Lepidoptera; Nymphalidae. The record is from RefSeq and is a predicted model, not a curated record. The transcript has 9 exons. Gene Ontology annotation, molecular function: S-adenosylmethionine-dependent methyltransferase activity.
UUGACUUUUGGUUUGACUUUCGGUUGGAACUUGGAACUUGGGAGUGGGUGUUCUCAUUUUCUUUCCUUUGUUGCUAAUUUGUUACCUUUUUAAUUAAUUUAUAUAGUUGUGAUUAAUUCAAAGACGUUCCUACACCUUUUCCAGUUAAUCGGGAAGUUAUUGUGCGUGUAAUUAUUAACAAAAAAUGUCAUCAAUCGCCCCCGCAGAAGAAAUCGACGAGGCAAAGGAACGCGAACAUUUCAGAGCCGUAGUAAACGCUUUUAAAUAUUAUAAAUUAUGCAGUCUCGACAGAAUACACAAAUCCGAGAACAUAAUCUCAAUGUUACCAGCCAGCCAUCAUAAACGUCUAGAAAAAUACCGAACCUACCUCACAAAGUUCAAGCGAUGUCUGGACGCAAACAAUAGUAUAGUCCACCUCAUAAUAAAGGAUGUGGAUACGAUGUUUGAGAAUGUGGACCAUAGUGGUGCCACGACCAGUAAUGGUACGGAGAGCUUCGGGUGUAACUACAGCAACUGUGAGAUACCCAAGCAGCAACAGCAUAAGAUGCAGCAUGACGUUGAAAAGGUAAGUGCAACCUCAGAGUUCAAGCAAUGUCUGGAUGCAAACAAUAGUAUAGUCCACCUCAUAAUAAAGGAUGUGGAUACGAUGUUUGAGAAUGUGGACCAUAGUGGUGCCACAACCAGUAAUGGCACGGAGAGCUUCGGGUGUAACUACAGCAACUGUGAGAUACCCAAGCAGCAACAGCAUAAGAUGCAGCAUGACGUUGAAAAGGUGCAAUCCGUGCUCAAGAACAUAGUCAGGGAUUGGAGUGAAGCGGGCGCGGCGGAAAGGGAGCAGUGCUACAAGCCUAUACUAGACGAACUGGACUAUAGGUAUCCGGCCGAAGAGUUCAGUGAUCGUUCUCACAUCAAAGUGCUCGUCCCCGGCGCGGGUUUGGGCCGGCUCGCGUGGGAGGUCGCCGCUAAAGGCUACUGUUGUCAAGGCAACGAGUUUUCCCUCUUCAUGCUGUUCGCUAGCAACUUUAUACUCAACAAGUGCCCAGAGGCAAACAAACACACAGUAUAUCCCUGGGUGCACCAGUACGUGAACCAUCUGACGAGCGAGCAUCAGAUCCAAGCGGCGACGUUCCCGGACGUGCCGCCGACGACAAGAUUGUCGCACUUCUCCAUCGCUGCCGGCGAUUUUCUCAAGGUAUACACAGAGAUGGACGAAUGGCAUUGCGUAGCGACGUGCUUUUUCAUCGACUGCGCACCAAAUGUCAUUGAAUUUAUAGAGAGGAUAUACGCUAUACUAAGGCCGGGGGGUUACUGGAUUAAUUUGGGACCCCUUUUGUAUCAUUAUAGUGAUAUGCCUACCGAGAGCAGUAUUGAGCCACCGUAUGAUAUAUUAUUAGAAAUAAUCAAAGACGUCGGUUUUGAGAUUUUGAAAGAAAAAACCGGCGUGAAGACGAAAUACGCGCAGAACCCUAACUCUAUGAUGCAGCAUGAGUACAAUUCAGUAUUUUUCGUCUGUAGGAAGCCUGAUCUAGUUAAUUUUUAAUUUACCCACUUUUAUUUAGUCUUGGUUAUUAUUAUUAUUAAAAA